Pelodiscus sinensis (Chinese soft-shelled turtle) is the source of this 7402-nucleotide messenger RNA. RefSeq names its product MET proto-oncogene, receptor tyrosine kinase (gene MET). Lineage: Eukaryota; Metazoa; Chordata; Testudines; Trionychidae. The record is from RefSeq and is a predicted model, not a curated record. Gene Ontology annotation, cellular component: semaphorin receptor complex; plasma membrane. Gene Ontology annotation, biological process: protein phosphorylation; cell surface receptor protein tyrosine kinase signaling pathway; regulation of cell migration. Gene Ontology annotation, molecular function: transmembrane receptor protein tyrosine kinase activity; semaphorin receptor activity; ATP binding.
CCGCCGCGGGGGUGGGGAGGUGAAUGAAGGGCGCGCGGCGCUUACAAUCCGCUCUGGAACAAGCCCGCUGUGACUCAGCCUGACGCCGCGAAGUGCCCCCGCACCCUUCUGCGCUGGGAGGGGAUCGCCUCGGCCUGCCCGCAGGUGCUCGCGCGUCUCUGCGGGUGUCCUGGGCGGCUUCUGUCCUUGCUCGCUCCAUGACCUCGCUGCUCGGCAAUGUAGCGGGAGGGGCUGGCGUCCAGCUUGGGACCCCCACGCAGACCCCGGCUGGAAAAGCGCGGCGUUGGCUUUAGCAGGCGAGACAGGUUAAAUCUACAGCAAUGAAGACUGUUGCUGCAUUUACUUCUGGAAUUAUUGUACUCCUGUUUUCUUUGGUGCAACGGGCCAGUGGACAAUGUAAAGAAGCAGCUGUAAAGUCAGAGAUGAAUGUGAGCAUGAAGUAUCAGCUCCCUCAUUUCAUCACAGAAACACCAAUACAGAAUAUAGUUUUAUACAAGCAUCAUAUCUAUAUUGGAGCAGUCAACAAGAUUUACGUCUUAAAUGAAAACCUCCAGAACCUUUCUGUAUAUAAGACUGGACCCGUGCUGGAAAGUCCUGAUUGUGCACCAUGUGAAGAUUGCAAAGAGAGAGCCAACUUAUCCAACAGUGUUUGGAAGGAUAAUGUCAACAUGGCUCUUCUCCUAGAAACAUACUAUGAUGAUCAGCUCAUCAGCUGUGGUAGUGUAACUCGAGGUGUAUGUCAACGUCACAUCAUUCACCCCGACAAUCCUGUAGACAUAGAAAGUGAAGUGCACUGCAUGUACUCAAAACAGAUGGAUGGAGAGUCAGACAGCUGUCCUGACUGUGUUGUAAGCACUUUGGGAACGAAAGUUUUGGUGACUGAAAAGGACAGAUUUGUAAACUUCUUUGUUGGGAAUACUAUAAAGUCUUCAUUUGAACCACAGCAUGCACUUCAUUCAGUGUCGGUUAGAAGGUUAAAAGAGACCCAGGAUGGCUUUGAGUUUCUCACAGAUCACUCUUAUAUAGACAUUCUCCCACAGUUUAGGGACUCUUAUCCCAUCAAGUACAUCCAUGCUUUUGAAAAUGACCAUUUUGUCUACUUCCUAACGGUCCAGCGUGAAUCUCUUGAUUCCCAGGCUUUUCACACAAGAAUCAUCCGUUUCUGCUCUUUGGAUUCUGAAUUGCGCUCUUACAUGGAGAUGCCGCUUGAGUGCAUUUUAACUGAAAAGCGGAAGAAGAGGUCGACUGGAGAUGAGAUAUUUAAUGUUCUGCAGACAGCGUAUGUCAGUAAGCCAGGUGCAAUUCUGGCUCAUGAAAUGGGUCUUAGCAUGAAUGAUGACAUUCUGUAUGGUGUCUUUGCACAAAGCAAGCCAGACUCUUCAGAACCAACAAACAGGUCUGCUGUCUGUGCAGUAUCUGUCCGAACAAUCAAUGAAUUUUUCAACAAGAUUGUAGACAAGCAAAACAUGAAAUGUCUUCAGCACUUUUAUGGGAAAGAUAGCAAAUACUGUGUGAAAAGGACGUUUUCAAGAAAUGCCUCGUACUGUGAAGCACAAGAUGAUGAAUAUCGUCUAGAGGUUACGACUCCUUUGCAACGGAUUGAUUUGUUUAUGGGGCAAUUCAACAGUGUCCUGCUAACUUCAAUAUCUGUCUUCACCAAAGGGUAUCUUACUGUUGCUAACCUAGGAACAUCUGAGGGCCGCUUCAUGCAGAUAGUGAUUUCCCGUUCAGAACCUACUACACCACAUGUAAAUUUUCCCCUGGACUCCCAUCCAGUCUCCUCUCAAGUUAUUGUUGACCAUUCAUUAGCAGAUGGCUAUACUGUGGUUGCCACUGGAACGAAGAUAACCAAGAUUCCCUUGAAUGGACCAGGCUGUGAUCACUUUAAGUCCUGCACCCAGUGUCUUUCAGCACCUUCUUUCAUGCAGUGUGGCUGGUGCAGUGACCGGUGUGUGAGGUCAUGGGAGUGUAUCGAAAGGGUGUGGACUCAGGAGACAUGUUUGCCCAGAGUUUAUGAGAUUAUCCCAAGGACUGCGCCGUUAGAAGGUGGAACAAGACUAACAGUAUGUGGCUGGGACUUUGGAUUCAACAAAAAUAAUAGAUUCGACUUAAAAAAUACAGCAGUUCAUAUAGGAGGAAAACCUUGUAUCCUCGAAGUAAAAGCUAGCAACAAAAACAAGCUGGAAUGCACGGUUGCUGCUGCAAAGAAUCCCAGUUUUAAUAUAACCAGCAGUGUUUCAAGUGGGCGAAGCACAUCUUCCUUCAACACAUUUUCCUAUGUGAAUCCUAUAAUAACAAGUAUCUCUCCCACCUAUGGUCCCAAGUCUGGUGGAACAUUAUUAACAUUAACAGGGAAAUACUUAAAGAGUGGGAAAUCCAGAGAGAUUUAUGUUGGUGGGAAGCCAUGUCCCUUAAAAAGUGACUCUGACAGCACCGUAGAGUGCUACACACCCCCACAAAGAAUUCCAUCAGAAUAUCCUGUUAAAAUGAAGAUUGAUUUAGCUAUUCGAGAAGCUACAGGUCAUUUUAUGUACAAGGAAGACCCUAUUGUUUUAAAAAUACAUCCAACUAAAUCUUUUCUUAGUGGUGGGAGCACAAUUACUGCUGAUGGAAUCAACUUGAAUUCAGUAUCUCUUCCUCAGAUGGUGAUCACUGUACCUAAGCUAGGAAGGAACGUCACUGUGACAUGUAACCAUCGUUCUAACACAGAGAUAAUCUGUUGUGCAACUCCUUCACUGAAAUCCUUCAAUUUGCAACUACCCUUUGUAACAAAAGUGUUUUUCAUUUUUGAUGGAGUCAAGUCCCCAUAUUUUGAUUUUGAUUAUGUGAAUAAUCCUGUUUUUAAACCUUUUGAAAAGCCCAUCGUGAUCUCAAGGGACAGUCAAAAUAAACUGGAAAUUAAGGGAAAUAACAUUGACUCCGAAGCUAUUAAAGGUGAGGUACUAAAAGUUGGAAAUAAAAGUUGUGAGAACAUCGUCUUUCAGUCUGAAUCAAUUUUCUGUAUGGUUCCCAGAGAUCUGCUAAAAUCCCAUAGUGAGCUAAAUAUAGAGUGGAAGCAAGAAGUUUCCUCAAUAAUUAUUGGAAAAGUGAUGAUUCUGCAAGAUCAGAAUUUCACAGGACUGAUUGCUGGAGUUGUCUCAAUAUCAGUGUUAUUUUUAUUGUUGUUGGGCUUUUUUCUAUGGAUGAAAAGGAAAAAACAAAUUAAAGAUCUGGGUAGUGAUUUAGUUCGUUAUGAUGGAAGAGUGCACACUCCUCAUUUGGAUAGGCUUGUGAGCGCAAGGAGUAUAAGUCCAACUACAGAAAUGGUUUCUAGUGACUCAGUAGACUACAGAUCAACAUUUCUAGAAGAUCAGUUUCCAAAUUUUUCUCAGAAUGGCUCAUGCAGACCAGCACAGUAUUCUCACACAGACCUAUCCCCCAUUCUGUCUAGUGGGGACUCAGAUUUAGCUAGUCCACUGCUGCAAACUAAUGUUCACAUUGACAUCAGUGCCUUAAACCCAGACCUGGUGAAAGAAGUUCAGCAUGUGGUCAUUGGGGCUGACAGCCUGAUUGUGCAUUUCAGUGAGAUAAUAGGAAGAGGGCAUUUUGGGUGUGUGUACCAUGGGACAUUGUUGGACAGUGAUGGAAGGAAAAUUCAUUGUGCUGUAAAGUCCUUGAACCGAAUUACAGACCUAGAAGAAGUAGCUCAGUUUCUCAAAGAAGGAAUCAUCAUGAAAGAUUUCACUCACCCCAAUGUCCUGUCGCUGCUGGGAAUUUGCUUGCCCACUGAGGGAUCUCCUUUGGUGGUGCUCCCUUAUAUGAAACAUGGAGACCUUCGGAACUUCAUUAGGAAUGAGGCUCACAACCCAACAGUUAAAGAUUUAAUUGGAUUUGGCCUUCAAGUAGCAAAAGGUAUGAAAUACCUUGCAAGCAAAAAGUUUGUCCAUAGAGAUUUGGCCGCCAGAAAUUGUAUGCUGGAUGAAAAAUUCACUGUCAAGGUUGCUGAUUUUGGUCUUGCUAGAGAUGUCUAUGAUAAAGAAUACUACAGUGUGCACAAUAAAACUGGAGCUAAACUGCCAGUGAAAUGGAUGGCUUUAGAAAGUUUGCAAACUCAGAAGUUCACUACAAAAUCAGACGUGUGGUCCUUUGGUGUGUUGCUGUGGGAACUUAUGACGAGAGGAGCACCGCCUUACCCUGAUGUGAAUUCUUUUGAUAUAACUAUUUACUUAUUACAAGGAAGAAGGUUACUGCAGCCAGAAUACUGCCCUGACCCACUGUUUGAAGUCAUGCUAAAGUGUUGGCAUCCAAAGCCUGAAAUGCGCCCAACGUUUUCUGAACUGGUUUCAAAAAUAUCAACAAUCUUCUCCACUUUUAUUGGAGAGCAUUAUGUUCAUGUCAAUGCCAUGUAUGUCAAUGUGAAAUGUGUUGCUCCCUAUCCUUCUCUUUUGUCAUCACAAGAUAACAUAGAUAGGGAUGUGGAUACAUGAUCAGGUUUGUUUACAAUACAAUGCCAUUAGUAGUAGUCUGAACAAAAGUAAAUGUUUUGUCCACUACUUUUUCACUGCCCAGUUUUUGUGAAAACACUGUUGCACAUGUUUGAUGUUGUCCGAACUAUACUGUUGAUGAGAGGGUAUGCUGUUUAUAGCUGUGGGAUUCUAUGCACUACAGUGGUAAAUCCCAAAUCUCUGGGGCAGCUGUUUCAAUUUUCCAGACUCUGUUACCAUCUAGUGCUAGUACCCAUCAUCUCUCAUUCAUUUGUGAAAUGAAUUUACUCACCAUUUGCAGCCUGGGUUCUAUUGUAGUUUAGAGCAUGUACAGCAGAAUGAGAGAUGAACAACAGAGAUGUACAGAGACUCAUCAUUAAUGCAAGAAGGGGAAAGGCUAGAGUACCAAUCACUCGAGCUUGAUGUACCAUUCCUGUUGCAUAUACUGUUGGUCAAUGGGCCAUGCAGUAAUGUUUUUCACACUAAAACCAGGCCAAAUAAGAAGAAUCCCAAGACUGUAAAAUGUUUCCUGUUGUAUUUAGACUCUAUCUUUGUUCUUCAUUUGCCCAUUAUAUCAACAAGGUUCCUUGCCUCAUGGCAAGUUUCUAAAAUAACAUUCCAAAAUGCCAUGAAAUAAAUGUGUCAACUUUUGAGAAGUAUAUUUAUGCUGUACCUAAAAUGUAAGGGAACACACCCAGAGAAGAGCUGUAUCAAUGUUAAUGUCACUGUCAUUCCAAAAUUCAGUCACUUCUUUGAGAAAUAAUUUGUAUGUACAGAUUUCUUAUUGAAAAUUGUGAGGUUUCUCUUUUGUCAAUCAGGUAUUAGCUGCUCCAUGAGAGUGAAAACUUAGGGAGUCCAUAUUAACCAUUAGGCCAGUGGUCACCAACCAGUAAAUCGGGAUUUACCAGUAGAUCUUAGAGCCUUUGACAGAUGAUCCUGACUGGUUUGGCCAAAAGGCUAACAAGUGCCUGUACUUCAGCUACCCCUCCCUCCACCAUCCUGCUGUUCCUGCCAAGAGCCUCCUGCUUGUUGUGCAGAGUGGGGGGAGAUAGAGGCAGGGGGGCGUUGAUGUCACUCUGCCACCCCCAUACCCUAUCUUCACAAAGUGAGGAGGGUGGGGCCCUGGCAAAGGGGUGGGGCAGGGGUAUUUGGGUUUGAGGUAGAUCCUGGACUGACAGAUUCAAAAAGUAGUUGGAGACCACUACAGUAGGCUAAAGCCUAGGAUGCAGCAGUUUUUGGAGCAUCAUUUGGAGAAGUAGCCAAGUAGAUGGGGGAGCAGUAACAGAGCAAGGAGCUGCUGGCUGGGGUGACCACAUGUUUAGUAGCUACAGCUACACUAACCAACCAUGCAAAAGCACUUCAGCAUAAUGUGUGUGAGGGGUUGAGAAGAGGAGAUGCUGAGCCAACUAAGGAAAGCCAACUCUGAGCCAAAAAGGCUGCCACAUGGUGAGAUUGCUGCUAAACUUUGCAUGCCAUUACUGAAGGUUUAAGAACAUUGAACAAAAGAAACCUGUUUUUAGUGCUCAUAGUUGCUCCUUGAGUUAAUCAAGUCCAGCGAAUGAUGAUACAUAGUAUAUUCCUAAAUCAUGACCAGAAAUGAUUUUCAGGAGAGACACUAAUUAAAGAUUUUGUUAUGUAGAGAAGAAUAAUAUAGCUUUAGGGCAAGCAUCAUGUGUUAUUUCUGUUCCUGUGGAAUUCUGUGCGUGUUACUGUAUAGCUUGUUUGGUGUAGGAUGUAACUGGCUGUUAGUGUAAACACUUAAAGUAUUCUAUUUUUAUAAAAAAUGUUUAUUUUUAAUGACAUAUACCAGGUUUGGUAGGCCACAACACUGCACUGUGAACAUUUCAGAAAAUGUAUGUCCAUUUUUGAGUCAUAUAUUGUAGCAUGAGUAAAAGUGACUGUAAAUAUCGAGGGAAAGAACUGCUUGAUAGUCCACCUUAACUAUAACAUCACCAUUGCUGGAAGUCACAGACUUUAAUGUGUUCAAGGAGAGGGAGUGAUUAGAAUGGAGCUGCCUAUGUGGAAAAUGUAUUGUUCUUGGGGAAGUGUUACAGGUUGGACCUCAUCUGACCGGUCUAGUUGAGGGAUUUUGCCGGACCAGGGGAGGUCAUUUCUUGUCCCCUUGACACCGACCCACUUAGCCCUGGCCCGGCUCCCCCACUGCUACUGGCACCACUGCCCUGCCAGGCGGCCCUAUUGCCCUGCUGCUGCACACCUGAACUCCCUGGACCUGCUGUGCCCCCGGGCUCACCAGCCAAACUGCCUUGCCACAUGUCAGGCUCCCCAACCCUGCUGCCUACCUGGCCCUGUAGUGGGCAGCCCUGCUGCCAUGCACCAGGCUACCAGCAGUCUACUACCCUGCCAGCCUUCAGGGCUCCCAGUCGCCCGCCUUCCACCAGGACUGUCUGAUCCUGGAGCAUCUGUGGUCCUGUUAGACCACAGAUGUUGCUGGACCAAAGUCCUGGUUUAGAGAGGUUCAGCCUGUACCAUUGAAAGGUUUCUAAUGAGGAUAGAGUAUGGGGGGAAACUACAAGCUGAUAAUACUAGAUUGUGUUACACCACCACCUUCGUUUCAGAUGCAAACAUGUCAUGUGCUGAAAGCAAUACUAACUGUCAAUUGCUAAAGGGAAAAAGGUUCUGCAGAAAAAAACCAUCAUCUCUAUGGCUAUUACAACAACUAAGAAAGUUUAUGGGGGAGAAUACUCCGAAGCCGUACAUACAUGCUUGAGGAAGGCUGCAAUGUGAAAAAAGAGAACUUUUACUAUUUAUGAAUUUUGCUUAAUAUAGUUAAUGUUGUGUCUGGGACACCUGUAAGAAUAUGUGAUUCUGGUAAGGAUUUGAUGUUUGUCAAUUCAUGCAUUUGCAAAUGAGCUGAAUGGUACUUCUGGUAAUAGUUGUUGGAAUGACCUAAUAAAAGUUAUUAGAAUGAAAUGCUGUAA